AUGCUUUUUAAUUGGAAAUAUGCAGUUAAAAGUAUAAGAUUUGACAAGUCUAUUGUUUCUAAAGAUUUUUAUAGAAGUUACAUUCCCAAUAAUGAUCCCAAAGCUUCAUCAAUAACGGAGGCACAAGAUUGGCUUCAAAAUUUGGCAAUUUCGAAGUUGCCUCCAAGGGUAUUCUCUUUUAGAUUUGAUAGAUCUAGUGGUCCUGGUGGUCAAAAUGUAAACAAACUGAAUACUAAAUGUACUUUGACUUUAUUUAAUCUUUCUUCUUGUUCAUGGAUUCCUAUAGAAGUCAGAAAUCAAUUACAAAUGGGAUCAUUCAGAUAUUAUACCAAGAACUCAGAUUCGGUGGUAAUACAGUCAGAUCAAACAAGAUCAAGAGAAACUAACAAAUCUUUAUGUAUGGAGAAAUUUAUAAAUGAAAUAAAAUCAACCUGUAAAUUCAAAGUCGAGACUCCACAAGAAACAAUUAAAAAGUGGAAUAAGAUCAAAGCAAGAGCAAAUGAUAUUAGAAUUCAGAAUAAGAAGUUUAAAAGCGAUAAGAAAAAAUUACGAACUAAAAUUGAAUUUUAA
Molecule: messenger RNA, 570 nt
Organism: Vanderwaltozyma polyspora DSM 70294
Lineage: Eukaryota; Fungi; Ascomycota; Saccharomycetes; Saccharomycetales; Saccharomycetaceae
Gene: PTH4
Product: Pth4p
Exons: 1
Coding region: 1-570 (189 amino acids)
Biological process (GO): mitochondrial translational termination
Cellular component (GO): mitochondrial large ribosomal subunit
Molecular function (GO): translation release factor activity
Source: RefSeq, a predicted model, not a curated record